AAAAAAAAAAACAUGGAUUCACACAGUAGCAGCAAAAACGGUAAUCACUCGCGAAACGCUACAGACCUUCGAACAGGAACAGAAGAUGUCAAAAGGAUCGCCUUGAUUUUGUUCUACGCGGUAACACUCUUCCUUGGCGUAUUCGGCAACUGGUGUAUCAUCGCUAUCGUUAUAAAAGUCAAGCGCAUGCGGACAAUGGCAAAUGUCUUCAUACUAAACAUGGCAGUUUCAGAUCUUGUGGUGUCUGUGAUAGAUGUGCCGAGAAAGCUGCAGAUUGCCAUAACCAUGUCCUACGCUUACGAGGUGCCAAGUUUCGAUGUGGUCAAGGUCUUGUGUAAAAUACUGCCCUUUACUCGAGAGCUGAGCUAUUCGGUAUCUUCCCUCAGUGCUGUUAUGAUCGGUAUCGAUCGCUACUAUGCCGUCAUCUGUCCCAUGGAGCAAAAGCCGCGAGUUCUAUCCCCAAAAGUGACAAUUCCUGCUAUUUGGCUCAUUUCUGCGUUGGCCUACUCCACAAACCUUUACACCUACAAAGCGACGAAAAAAGAAGGCGCUUUCUAUUGCAGUUACAGAUGGCAUCCGUUGCCUGAAAAGGAAACAGAAGAGUUGUUCCUCUUGAUUACAUUUGUACUCUUCGUAGCUCUUCCCUUGGUGGCUCUUGUCUUUGUCUACGCUCUCAUUGCCGUCAAAAUGAUGAAUCGAAGCAUCCCUGGAGCGACCGGAGCAGCAGUGAAUUCCCACCGCGUCCGCGGGAAUAACAAAAUCAUUCGCCUCUCCAUCGCCAUCACAACCGCUUUCUUCAUAUGCUGGGUGCCUUAUUAUGUCCUCUUACUCACACUUACCUUUAACAUCCGCCUUGGAGACGAGUCAAUUGAGAUCUCUGCCUUGAUACUUGUACUGGCGGACGUCUUCGAGGCCCUGACGUACACCAGCAUCGUCACCAACCCAAUGAUUUGCUUGGCAUUCAGCACCAACUUUAGGCAGGCGCUUAAAGAGCUCAUGUUGUGCCAAGCACGCAACCUACAAGCAAACAACACGAACCGAACACGCAUACAACAGAGCAUGACCAUGGCAUACUCGUUCGAGACCAUUUCUAUGAGCGUCGAGUCUGUGAACAAGGACGUCCAUCCACGGAGGCGUGGUGUGUACAUCGUUACUCCUUAGGAUAAGCGACACUGUUUCAUAUUUAUCCAGUAACCUAGCUUGACUUCGAUACCUUCUCAGUUAUUUACCCGCUGACCUGAUUUGACAAAAGGCUUAUUCGGUAGACUUUUUUCAAUUAGAUCAGUACAUGCACUUUAUUAUACACGAAAUCCGUACUGGUCUGUGUGGAGGUUAGUUGGUGCGUAAGUUCUGAAGAUGGUAUAAUCAAGCAUUCACCAUGGGGUUUAUCAACGUAUUUUACUUUGCUUAGUCGGCGUCGAUUCUUUUGAAAAUUCUUUAAACUAGAAGCAGUGGAGAGAACAAAAAAUAAUAAAUUAUACCCGUGCUUCACUUAUUUACAAAGCAAACCCUUAUUAAGAAAUUCUGUUAAAAGAUCAUAGAAGGGAUUCCAAGCCGGUAGCGAUUACUAAACCAAUUCCCGUAUGGAUGUCGUUUUUAAAUAAAGUAAUCGUGAACUUUUCAGUGACGACAAGUGUCACGCUACGAGAUGUCCGGAUAAGGGUGUUUGUUGAGGAUCUCAUGAUAUUGUUGAGACUGUUAGUCAUCCUACCGUACAUUUACUUUAAGUUCCGUCACCCGUUUAUAUCAUAUAUGAUGAUCCGAACUACGUUUGAGGACUAUCUGAUCUCGGCCUUGUUUUCAAUACUCUGUGCAAAUAGAGCAUAGUGUUUAAAGAUACUCUGCGAAACGUAUAUGGUUUGUUUCUGAUCGAACGCGCGUCUCAGCACAUGAUCUAGACAAUGAUCACAUGAACACAUUGUGAGUCAGACAAGUAGCUGAAGAACCUUCAGUUCCCUCUCAAGCCCUUGAUAACGUCGUCUUCUCUGGUUUGCCAAGCUAUUUGCGC
Messenger RNA from Nematostella vectensis (starlet sea anemone), 2008 nucleotides. RefSeq names its product QRFP-like peptide receptor. Gene Ontology annotation, cellular component: membrane. Gene Ontology annotation, molecular function: G protein-coupled receptor activity. Lineage: Eukaryota; Metazoa; Cnidaria; Anthozoa; Actiniaria; Edwardsiidae. The transcript has a single exon. The coding region runs from base 13 to 1161 and encodes 382 amino acids. Gene Ontology annotation, biological process: G protein-coupled receptor signaling pathway. The record is from RefSeq and is a predicted model, not a curated record.